This is a messenger RNA of Oncorhynchus mykiss (rainbow trout), 1352 nucleotides long. Its product is annotated as RING finger protein 151. Gene Ontology annotation, molecular function: zinc ion binding. Lineage: Eukaryota; Metazoa; Chordata; Actinopteri; Salmoniformes; Salmonidae. The record is from RefSeq and is a predicted model, not a curated record.
CUGACGACUGGUGCUAGAACAGGAGGGAAACGACACGGUCUAUUACAAUUUAGCCCAGUUCCGUGCUUUAUAUAAUUUAGAGGUUUUUGAAUAUGUCAGUGCGCAUGGUCACUCCUUUUUGUUACGACAGGAAUGUUCAUCUGUGUGUGUGUUCUCUGACUUGCCUCCAUGAGUGUGUAUGAUACGUUAAUAGACAACAGGAAUGGAUACUUGCUGAACAGAGGUGAUUAUUAUGGCCGACCCGGACAUGUCUUCGCAGAGUGGAGGUCAUGAUGUGGAGCUGUUCGUAGAGACCCCAGACUAUGACCUGAUCUGCACCAUUUGCCAGGGGGUCCUCAGGUGCCCAGUAAGAGCUGCAUGCCACCACAUCUUCUGCAAGAAAUGCAUUUUACAAUGGCUGAAGAGGUGCAGACAGCAGACCUGCCCCUGCUGCAGAAAGCCUGUCAACCAGAGCUUGAUAUUUGUGAUGUUCAAGCUAAGCAAGGUGAUCGGUCGCCUAAAGAUCAAGAGCCAGAUGCGUGUGCCUCUGAAUAUUGCAUAUACUCCGACAGACUGGCACACAAGAUUAGCACAUGCUAACUUGUGUAAAAACAAGGUCCGUGGCUGCCCGCAUACCUUAGCCCUGUCAGAGCAGUACUGCCACAGCAUGAGCUGCCUGUUCGAGCUCAUUCCCUGCCCCUACCAGGGCUGCCGUGCCCAGCUCCUCCGCAGGGACCUGGAUGCCCACGCCAGGCACUGUGAGCACUGGAGCCAACCCUGCCACAUGGGCUGUGGCACUGUGCUGUCCCACCGCACCCAGGCCAAGCACAACUGCUACAGGCAGCUGAGGCAUGAGUACGAGGCCAGGCAGAGGAACCACCGGGCCAUCGCAGCAGCCCUCCAAAGGAAGAUGAGGAGGAUGCAGAGCACCAUGGCCGACAUGAAGAGGCAGAUCGGCCUGAUCUGUGAGAGCCUGGAGGUCAUGGACGAACUGGAGGAGGUGGAAGAGGAGGACCUGGGUGAAACCAGUGGGAGUUUCAGUAGCAGUAACAGCAGCUCCUGAGUCCUGAUGCAAUGUAUUUAUAAAAAUGACUCCCACACACAAUUAUCUCUGACACUUGAACUGUUUAGGACUAUGCAGAUUUUAAUUUUAUUCCUAGCACUAAGUAUGAAAGACCUGUGGAAAUUGAAUUUUCAGGGAUGGACUGCUUCAAAUAGCACAUUUAGUCAUAAUUGCUUUGAGGGUGUGUUGAUAUUGAAACUUCAUAUUUCAUUUGAAAAUGUAUAAAGUUAGAACAAUUUUGUACGGCGUCCUUUAACAUUUUGAUUUGUAAAGGAUGAUAUAUUUUACAAAUAAAGUCAGCAACCUUUAA